This is a messenger RNA of Morchella sextelata, 1119 nucleotides long. RefSeq lists its product as uncharacterized. NCBI's taxonomy places the organism in Eukaryota, Fungi, Ascomycota, Pezizomycetes, Pezizales, Morchellaceae. The transcript has a single exon. The record is from RefSeq and is a predicted model, not a curated record. The coding region runs from base 1 to 1119 and encodes 372 amino acids.
AUGGAGACCCUCGUCCCCCGUGAUCCAACCAUCACCACCAUCACCACCUCCGUUCCAAUCUCCUCCCCUACCUCCCUCUCUCCCGUUGAUGACGACCACGUCAGGCCCAACCCCCGCUCUCCUAGCUUCUCUACCGAUUUUCUUGAGCGGAACGCCGGGACAGACCUGCACCAGAGCCAGCCGCUCCGCGUCCAUUCCCUUGUCCGCAAGCUCGGCAGUGCAGCCCUUGCCCAGAGCUCUGAUGACGGGCACAGCUCUCGGUCAGUUGCCGGAAGCUCCGCGGCCCCCGAUACCCCAUUCGCCCUGCGCCCGGGUAUUCUAGACCUCUCCGAAGACGAGGGUGAGCACGAGCCCGAGCCGCAGCAAGAGGUAGUUGUCACCGAUGAUGCCACUGAUGGUCUCUCGGAGGUCGCCUCCGCAGUAUCAGUCACUCCACCCACUGCGAAGAUUCCAAAGAAGAGCACCUCCGCCUCCAUCUUUGGUCCAAGUUCCUCUACCGCGGCCUACAGACCCGCAUCCGCAUCCGCGUCGGCAUCGGCAUCGGCAUCGGCAUCGGCAUCGGCAUCUGCAUCUGCAUCUGCAUCUGUAUCUGCAUCCGCAUCCGCAUCCGCAUCUACCCCGGUUGCCGCAGCUCAAGAGCCCGUUGUCCCAGCCCCCGAUGCAUCUGCGGCAAUUGGGACAAUGCCCGCCUUCCCACGCGGUAUCGGCCCUGCCCCCGGUGAGACUGGGUUCAGCAGCAGCAGCACUAGGAACAAGCCCAAAACCAAGAAGUUCAAUUUUAUACGGCUUUUCAGGAUCAUGCCUGCGGCACCCCCUGAUGCACCCGCUGCGAUGUCGGCUGCUGAGAAGCGUGCCUUAGCCGCGAGGGAGCGUGAAGCCCGCAUCAAGGAGGCCGAGGCUGAGAAAAGGAAGAAGGCCGCGACACCAACUGACAUCGCGCCGUCAAAGAAUCCCGCUGUCAUCAGGAGCUUGAAGGAGGAGCUCUUGGGGAGGAAGAAGUCCCAUUUGAGGGAGGCGAAGACUGAGUUGACCCUUGCCCAGAAGGACGUCGACUUGUUGAUGGAGAGCAUUGAGGAGUUGGAGGAGGAGCUUUCUGCUUCUGCUCCUGCUACUGCUUGA